AUGUGUAAUACGUCGAUCUUGGUGUUUUAUGUAACAGUCAACAAAAGUCUCAAGCAGCAAUGCCAUGGAGGGAUCAAGAAAAAGCUUGUGUCUCUCAGCCGCUCCACAAAGCACCACGUUGUGAAGUUCUGGAUAGAGAGCCUUAUCCGACACAUAUACUGGUGUCCAAAGUACAGUGGGGAAAGUGGUGACCUUUGUCUGGCGAAGUGGGUAUCGGCAGUGAACCACAUUGUCGAUGUCCAUGAGCAUGACAACUCACUGUACCCAGUUUGUUAUCAUGGCCCAGUUUCAGAACCACGAGAAUGGCUCAAAGAAGAUAGUGAGACGUACGCAAAGGUCAAGGACAUCUUGACAGCACCCGCACUGCUCAGGGAUGUCCCUAUGCUUUCUGCAAAACAACAGACAUAUGGCCUGGAGUCAUACCACAGUGUCCUGAACCACUUUGUUCCGAAAUCCUAUUCGUUUUCUGAUGAGGGGAUGGUGGCCAGGACACAGUUGGCAAUACUCCAUUACAACGAGAAUGCUGACCGUGUGCAAGUGGAAAGAGAGGGCUCCAAGCAGUUCCGACUGAAGCCAUCCAAGCUGAAAAAGACGUGGGUGGCCGUACCCCUCAAAGAAAAUGCUACCUAUGAUUAUGCGGCAACACUGAUUGCAGAGGUUCUGACUCGCAUUCAAGAACACCAAACGCAGUCAGCAGCUGCAGAAACUCGGCCAGCUCGUUCAGCAACAUAUGGUGAGAAGCCAACUCUUAGGCAAGCUGUGGAACAACACCAAACACGGUUCCAGAAGGGAAAGUAGGCCAUGUCCACACCGGCUGAGGACCACGGACAGCUGGCCAUCUUGACAUAUGACAUCACAAACAGCCCUUUUCAGGGCCAACCAAUGCUUUACGCAAAGACAAGCGUUGCUUGUAGAUCAACCCACCUCAUAUGACAUUGCAUAUUAAUUCUCAAACCCAUUUUGAUAACUGCAUAACUAAAAUCAUUAAAGGGAC
Molecule: messenger RNA, 994 nt
Organism: Ornithodoros turicata
Lineage: Eukaryota; Metazoa; Arthropoda; Arachnida; Ixodida; Argasidae
Exons: 6
Coding region: 1-798 (265 amino acids)
Source: RefSeq, a predicted model, not a curated record